Messenger RNA from Cuscuta europaea, 3895 nucleotides. NCBI's taxonomy places the organism in Eukaryota, Viridiplantae, Streptophyta, Magnoliopsida, Solanales, Convolvulaceae. The record is from the annotation of a GenBank genome assembly.
GUACCUGAUUCUCAUCUAGCAUUUUGUAUUUUUGUUACUACUUAUAAAUUGCAAAUACUGUUUUGUUUUUCUGAAGGAGGUGCAUCUUUGGUUUCAGUGAUACUUAGUGGGAAGCUCAGAAGAUAUGAGGAAGAAUAGAUUGAUUUCAGCUAUUCAGAGAGCUCAAUCAAAAUAUUCCAGCUAUGUCAAUCCAGUGAUUUGGGCUGCCAAUCCUUUACAGCUGAAUGAUUGUCCUUUCAGCAGGUACAGCGAAAUCCCUAGCAUUUCCGUUCAGAUGAGAUGGCAUAUCGGCCACGGUCACUGUAACUUAUCAAGCCAGCCCAAUUAUGGAAUUAACAAAGACCGUUUGGUAGAAAUCCUCUUAAGCCAUAGGGACGACCCUGAAUCCGCAUUUGAGCAAUUCAAAGUUGCUAUGGAGCAUUUGGAUAUUCAGAGGUGGGUCGGGGAGCCUUUCUGUGUUUUGCUUUACAUUUUGGCAAGUUCCUCGAAGCACCAGAAUAUGGCUAGAAGUUUGAUUUCAAAACAGGUGCUUGGAGAUUCUAAUCUGCCUUAUUAUGCUCUAUUCGAUAAUCUUGCUGAUUGUGCUAAAAGAUUCAAUUUUGAGUUAAGCCCAUUGGUUUUUAAUGGUGUGCUAUAUAGCUUUGUUAAAGCUGGUCGUGUCAGAGAUGCUGUUGAUUGCUUUAAAGCUGUGUUGGGUCAUGAUAUACUGAUUCAGCCCUUCCUUGUAGGUAAAGUCUUAAAGACAUUAGUCAAGAAUAAAAUGAUCCAGGAAGCUAAAGAUCUGUUUAAUGAUGCAGCCUCUAGAGGGAUUGCAUAUGGUAAUUUUACUGUGCGUUUAAUGAUGUGUGUUUGUUUAAAAGAAGGGGAUAUGGAGCUGGCUGAGAGGUACUUUUUAGAGGCUAAGGCUAGUGGUGUGCCACUGAACGCCGCAACCUUCAGUGUUGCUGUACACACUGCUUGUAAAUUGGGAAAGGUGAAUGCUGCAAUUGCAUUGCUGGAUGAGAUGAAGGAGAAGGGUUGGGUGCCUUCUGAGGGAACAUAUGUGAAUGUAAUUUCUGCUUGUGUGAAGCAAAGAAAUAUGUUUGAUGAUGCAUUGCGGCUUAAAGAUGAGAUGGUUAGUUAUGGUCUAUCACAAGGAUUGGUGGUUAUGACGAGCCUAAUGAAGGGAUAUUGUGUGCGGGGUGAUGUAAGCAGUGCCUUGGGUUUGCUUGAUGAUCUUGUUAAAGAUGGAUUACAUCCAACCAAAGUCACCUAUGCAGUUUUGAUUGAGGGCUGCUGUAACAAGGAAGGUUAUAUUGAUAAGGCACUAGAGUUAUACACUCAAAUGAAACUUGAAGGUAUCGAGCCAUCUGUGUACAUUGAGAAUUCUUUAAUAAGAGGAUUCCUUAAAGAUAACUUAUUGGGCAAAGCAACUAAGCAGUUUGAGCUAGCGGUUGCAACUGAUGUUGCCAAUGUAUUCACAUACAAUGUCAUGUUGUCUUGGUAUUGCAAAAAAGGUAAGACAAAAGAAGCAGAAAAUAUAUGGGACACAAUGGUGAAUAAGCGAAUUGUCCCCACUAUUGUCUCAUAUAACAACAUGAUCCUUCUUAACUGCAGAACUGGAAAUAUGGACAAAGCAUUAAGUUUACAUUCUGAGUUGCUACAUCAGAAUAUAAAAUCUAAUGUAUUCACAUAUACCAUUUUGAUUAAUGGGCAUUUCUAUAAAGGUGAUGCUGAUCUGGCACUAGAAACAUUUGACACAAUGCUUACGUUAGGGAUUGUUCCAACUGAUUUCACAUUCAACUCCAUCAUCAAUGGUCUAUCUAAAGUUGGGAGAGCAUCUGAGGCAAAGACCAAGCUUCAGAUGUUCAUAGAGAAGGGUCUAUAUCCAAGCUGUAUGACUUACAACUUCAUUAUUAAUGGUUUUCUUAAAGAAGGUUCUGUCAGUUCAGCUAUAUCUGCUUAUACAGAGAUGUGCGACCAUGGGAUUUCCCCAAAUGUUGUCACUUAUACAUGUUUAAUAAAUGGGUUGUGCCAAAACAAUAACAUCGAUCUUGCUGCUAAACUGCUGAAGGAAAUGAAGGCCAAAGGUGUUCAAUUGGAUACUGUUACAUAUGGUGUCCUUAUUGAUGUAUUUUGUAAAAGAAGAGACAUGAAAAAUGCAACGGAACUCUUUGAAGAACUUCUUGGAGUUGGUCUAUCACCCAACAUCAUUUUGUAUAACAGCAUGUUUAGUGGGUUCAGAAAUGUUAACAAUAUGAGAGCUGCACUAAUGUUGCAUAAACAAAUGAUAAAGGAGAGAAUCCCAUGUGAUUUGGAGACAUACACUACCUUGAUAGAUGGGCUGCUCAAGGAUGGGCAAAUACUUCUUGGCUCCAACCUUUACACAGAGAUGCUCUCAAAGGGCAUAACGCCUGAUGACAUUACAUACACUGUACUGGUACAAGGUCUUUGCAAUAAAAAGCAGGUGAAGAAUGCACAAAAGAUAUUGGAGGAAAUGUAUCAGAACAAGGUGACUCCUAAUGUUCUUAUUUACAACACUCUAAUUGCUGGAUACUUCAAGGAGGGAAAUAUUCAAGAAGCUUUUAGGUUGCAUGAUGAGAUGCUUGAUCGAGGUCUUGUACCUGAUGAUACAACUUACGAUAUUCUCGUCAGAGGAACAAGAGACGGCAGUUCUGUGAUUGACACUUUAUCUAUCAACAACUCUGAAGGGUUAUGAGCUUUGUGAUCAAUAAUGGCAAUUAGCAGGAGGUUGGAGAUUCUUCAUCAUAUUCAGAGAAAACUGGAAGGCUAAAAUGCAUUCCUUACUGAAGAAAGAGGAUUAUCGAUAAUUUGAGUGGUGAGGCAUUCUGAAAUUCAUGUCAUGGUUUGAAUAAUUAUCUUUCUAUAAAGGCACAACUUCAUAUAAAUUGUUUGCUUGCCUACUAGAUUUUUGAAUGCUCUUGACUUUAUAAUCGUCCAAAGAUGGAUUUAUUCCAGCUCUCCAGUAUACUGGUUCUCAUAUUCCUGAUUCGAGCGUGAUACAUCUCAGGCAAGGUCUCUUUUUUCUCUAUAGAUGGACCAAGAAAUUAGCAAGGCGUUCUUCUAAGAAACUUAUUUGUUUGUAAAAAACCAUUGAUAUUCUGGGUGAGAUUCUGUUGAAGCAAAGAUAAGCUGACAUUAUCUAAGUUGCAUGUUCUUCUAGCACUUUUAUAACUUUUGACCAAUGGUUAUUACUAGCCUAUCUUCUGGUUGCAGUUAAUGGCUUUUCGAGUUCAUAAGGAAUUUUCGGGGGUAAAAUUAUAAAAGUUCAUUAAGAUUUUUCUUUUGGGCGAUCAUAGAAAUUCAUUACAGCUUUUAUUAAUCACCUUUCAUCUGGUUGAAACAGGAAGAGUCUUUUGGACAUUUUGAAACUGGAGAGAAGAGGUUUUUGUUGCACUAUAUAUGUUUUCACUUGCAUGCUUGUACCUGUUCAGUCGAGGGGUGUUGAUUCUUUCUAGGAGUAAUUGCAGAAGCAGCAUAUAUUUAGUUCAACCUUGUGACAAGACUGGAACGAGUCCCAUCAGCAAAUCCUUACUUAUUUAUCAUUCAAGGUCCCGGUUGCAUUUUCCAUUACCAAGGAAAAAGAGUCAAAUAAAGUUCUACAAUUGUAAAUUCAUCAUCUAAACCCAUAUAUUAAAAAAAGCAUCGCAUAAACUUUCUGUUUAUCGGAAGUUGACUAUUUUUAGCCAGUCACUUUCUGUUUGUGAUAUUUUACACUUUUGUAUUUUAUUUUUCUCUCCUUUUUGUUUCUAUAUCUUCCUCGCAUGUUCAUCCUGCUCCGCCCCUCUCUUAUUCAUCUUCAUCAUUGUUAUUCUUUCCUUACUCUUCUAUGAGUUCUAUCACUUUUUUCUUUACUUUUUUCUCCCUUUUGUUAAUUUUACGUGAAGCAACUUAA